CCCCGCUGCAGCGCAGCCAGCCGGGCAGCAGGGGGAGAGCCGGAGCCGGAGCCAGGAGGAGCCCGUCCGGCUCCCGCUUCCUCCCGCAGACCGGCCCCGGCGCGCCGAGCCCUCCCUCCUCCUCCCGGCGGCGGGCGGUGCAGCGGCCGGCCCCAGCCUGGCUCCGUCCCCCAGCGAGCUGCGCCCUGCCCCGGGCGGGGGCCGGGGACCCCGCCUGGCCGCGCCCUGCGGAGCCCCGGCGGGUGCCCGGGCUUGAUUCCUGCCGGAGGGGGGGCGCCCCCGCCCGCCGCCUUUGUUCGGGGGCAUGCAACAGGUCCCCCGAAGUUGCAGCCGCCGCUAGAGCGGGCGCCCGGCGGCUCCGGCCCGGCCGAGAUGGGGAGCGGCGCCCCGCAGCCCGGGAGCCAGGACUGAGCCAGCCCCGGGGCAGCGCGGGGGGCCUGGCAGGAUGGGCGGGGGCUGACGGCUCUCAGCCGCACCACCCCGCGGCCCGGAGCCGGGCGGCGUGUCCGCAGCGUCUCCCCCGGUCCCGGGGAAGCGGCGUUCGCGGCUUGGCUCGUGCCCGUGGGGCUGCGGGCUGUGCCCAGCUCUCCGUGGGGGAGAAGCCGCCGAGUAUUGCCAUGAGCCCUGGGGCCAGCCCCCCGCCCCUGGCCACUGGGGUGCUCUGGGGCCGUUGGUAAGAAGCUCCCGGGAUUUUGUUUCCAAUCCUGUGGGGUUUUUGUUUUGUUUUUUUCCCGGCUGGCAGCAAUGAGGGACGAUGCCGGUUGUAUUUCUGUCUGGUGAAGGAAGCCGGCCAGCUCUGCGUCCCUGCGGGGGCGACCCUCCGAGUGCUGGGGGUCUGCACGUCCACUGAGGCGGGCACAGAGAGGGCACCCUGCCUUGGAGCUGCCCAGCCGCCUCGCUUCCCGCCAGGGGCUACCGAGACCAAAUGCUGUUGCAUGAAGCCCAGGGGAGGCGUUUCGGGUGAGGCUCCUGGUGGCUUGGCUAUACCAUGGGCACCAAGCAGACCAAAGGAUGCCAGCCUCCCGGUGCAGGGGAGAGCCCCCAGUCACACAAUCCAGGCUCCCGCAAGAAGAUGCCAGCUAGGGACCGGGGAGACUUCCUAGCUUCCUUCAUGGUGAAGUCCAGUGAUAAGUUUGGGAAGAGUGGAGGGAACGUGCCCCCUUAUCACCGGCGGAUCUGUAUGAUCCAGGACAUGCUGCUGCUAGUGAAGCAAGGGAAACAGGAGGAGGCGACUGAGCUGCUGAAACACCUGCGACAGGACUUAGGAAUGGAAUCGACCUCCCUGGAUGAUGUCCUGUAUAGAUAUGCCAGCUUCCGAAACCUGGUGGAUCCAAUCACCCAUGACUUGAUCAUCAGUCUCGCUAGAUACAUCCAUUGCCCCAAACCGGAGGGAGACUCGUUUGGAGCCAUGGAGAAGGUCUGCAGGCAGCUGACCUACCACCUCAGCCCUCACUCACAGUGGAGACGCCAAGGGAUCAUGAAGAGGAAGUCUCAGUCCUGCUUGAAAGCUAUCCUGGUGGGGACGCCUCAGAACAACACAGUGGAUCUCUCUGGCAUCCCUCUGACACUGAAGGACUUGGACCGCAUCAUCUCAUAUCUCCAGCACAGCUCAGAGCACAUCGACAAUGUGGAGCUGUGCUUCACGGAGCUGACCGACGAGAUGUUCCUUCAACUUCUGCCCAUCCUCAGUGCCCUGCCUCACCUCACCACUCUCUCCCUGAACGGCAACAGACUCACCAAAGCAAUCCUUCGGGACCUGACAGAAACGCUGAAGGACCCCAAGAAGUUCUCCAGCGUGACGUGGAUUGAUCUGGGCAACAACGUGGAUAUCUUUUCUUUGCCGCAGCCCUUUUUGGUCAGCCUCAAGAAACGAUGUCCCAAGCAAGGCAACUUGCCAACCAUUCUGGAGUUCGGGGAGGGCCAGAUGAGUGACUUGGAAAGCCAAGAGGACCUGUGCUCAGCUGACGAAGAUAGAAACCAACCUGACAAGAUCAACAAUGCAGACACCAGACGGUUGCUGACAGAGAGAACAAUUGAGGUUGGGACGCUGACAAAUAAAUGUGACUCUGAGCAGGAAGCUGCUUGUCAGACAGCUCAGACAUGAUGUUCAGCUGUGUAUCACUUGGCUGGGUACUUUGAAAAGAGACACUUUAAAACUGAUACCUCACCUGUGAAGGUUCUUAUUAAGUGUUGAUUUACAUGCUCAGAUGUAAAGGUACAUCUGUACAUGUUCAGAUGUCUAUACAAUCAAUGCUUUGAGACUUUAGACUGUUGCCCCAUCAGUUUCCUCUCAUCGUAUGAAUGUCAACCGAUUUUGUUUCAUAGAGAACAUAAAAAUGUGAUCAAGUUGUAUACUUAUAUUUUAUAAAGCUGGCCAGGUAUUUUUAAACCUUAGCAAUGAGCUGUGCUUUUUAUCUCUCUCUUUAAAAAAAAAAAAAAAACUAUAGCACCAAGGUAUCGUAAUGCCAGUUCCCUUAAAUAGCACAAAAGGAGAGGAAAGCAGCAAACAGAAUUUGCCGGAGAGGUCUCUGUUUUGAGAUGAGAUCAUUCUUACUGAAUCUAGCAAAAUCUUAGUUUUAAAGUUCUCUCUCUUGUAAACAAUGGAUAAAUGGCUGCCUUCCUAAGGAGGACUCUUGCGGAGACCAAAUUAAACCUAUCCCCACUCUGAACCGCACUGAAGAGUAGCGUACUUGGUCAAUGACAAAACAACCGGGGAAUAUUUCUUUGCACCAGCCAGAAAAGAUGAAAUUCAUCUCCUGUGCAGAGAGGUCAGCACAAGGAGAAUGUGCCCCGUAAGACUUGUUUUAAUUGGAGUAUAGUUGUUGGGCUGGGCAUAUGUACCGGGGUGAAUUUCCACUGCAGAUACCUGCUCCUUACUACCACCAUUUGGAAUCUAGAAAGGCUGUCUCACUCUCUGGCCUUACAGUACUGAGAGCACAUUUGGUCUUAGAGUUUGGCUACCACUCCCACUACUGUAAAUAACUCCUUUGCUUUCAGUGAAAUUACUUGGCGUUUGCACCACUGUAACUGAGAGCAGAAUUUGGGACCGUCUGCAAAGUCUGAAUUCAGGGGUUUGGUUCAGGCCCAUCUCUAGUACAUGUAAAGGGACAGAGCUGUUCCUAAUAAAUAUUUAUUACAAUAUGGAAUGUUUAUAGAAGAAAAACGAACAAAAAGUUUUCCUUUGGAAAUUUUUUAAUACACUGCCGUUCCAGGGUGGGCAGGCACAAGCCAACUGAAGAUACAUCAGGCCUGUACCAGUCUUUUAGGUUAUUUGACUGUCCCUACUCCCCCCGACCAGAAGUGCUUUGUUUCUAACAUUUUUAGAAGAGAAACAGUUUUGAAUUUCCAAUAGCAAAUGGAGAUGGGACUUGCACUGCUGGCUUUGAAUCUGGAUCCUGUCUUCCCCAAAGUUCAGAGGAGUUUGGAGCUGGAAUUUGCAGUGAGACCCAUCUUUCUAGAGCAUUUUAGUACACUUAAAAGGACCAAACCUGAUUUCCUGGCAUGAAAUGUAGCCAUUUGGCUUUCUGUUUGUGUCCUGUUAUUUGAAUAGCUUUAGAGCAUCAUCUCCUUGGCUCAAGCAUGAGUGACAACUCUUUUGGCUUUAUCUACAAGUACAAAUGCAUUCAGAGAGUUUUCAAUCUUCCCUUUGGCACUAGCCCCAUAACAUUGCUACACUAUAAGUCUGCUUCCCCUCCACAUGCAAGAAAAUAUCUUAUAAGAGAUUCUGCUACUCAUUUAAAUACAGCUGGCAAAAUUCAUUAUGAUUUGCAUGUAUCUAACGUUUUUCUAACUGCUCAUUCUUUUCACCAGGCAUAAAAACCUUGCAGUGAAUAAACUUUUUCUGUUUGCAGUAAAGGAGCUAUCCAUAAUCAAAAUAAAUGACAGUGUUUAAUAGAGA
Molecule: messenger RNA, 3898 nt
Organism: Chelonia mydas (Green sea turtle)
Lineage: Eukaryota; Metazoa; Chordata; Testudines; Cheloniidae
Gene: LRRC75A
Product: leucine rich repeat containing 75A
Exons: 4
Coding region: 989-2104 (371 amino acids)
Source: RefSeq, a predicted model, not a curated record